Messenger RNA from Hibiscus syriacus, 2134 nucleotides. RefSeq names its product sodium/hydrogen exchanger 6-like. The record is from RefSeq and is a predicted model, not a curated record. Gene Ontology annotation, cellular component: endosome; membrane. NCBI's taxonomy places the organism in Eukaryota, Viridiplantae, Streptophyta, Magnoliopsida, Malvales, Malvaceae. The transcript is spliced from 22 exons. Gene Ontology annotation, biological process: sodium ion transport; regulation of pH; proton transmembrane transport. The coding region runs from base 84 to 1652 and encodes 522 amino acids. Gene Ontology annotation, molecular function: sodium:proton antiporter activity.
CGCCGUCGCUGAGGCCGUUAUCGCAGGUAUUCCUCGAUCGUUUGAUCCCUGUGAAUCGUCUUCGUUUUCUCAAAAUUGUAAAGAUGGAGAAUUCGACGGCUGAGAAAGGGAUCCCUGGACAAGAGCAGCAGGCCGCCGGAGUUGGGAUUCUGCUUCAAAUUAUGAUGCUCGUUCUCUCUUUCGUUGUCGGCCAUGUUCUUCGCCGUCACAAAUUCUAUUAUCUUCCUGAAGCUAGCGCUUCUUUGCUUAUUGGUUUGAUUGUUGGUGGACUUGCUAACAUCUCCGACACUGAAACAAGCAUCAGGGCGUGGUUCAAUUUCCAUGAGGAGUUUUUCUUCCUGUUUCUGCUGCCUCCAAUCAUCUUUCAGUCAGGGUUCAGCUUAUCACCUAAGCCCUUUUUCUCAAACUUUGGAGCCAUUGUCACAUUUGCUAUUCUAGGAACUUUUAUAGCUUCAGUUGUUACGGGAGUUUUAGUCUAUCUUGGUGGUCUGAUGUACCUCAUGUACAGACUUUCUUUUGUUGAAUGCCUAAUGUUUGGUGCUCUUAUAUCAGCAACCGACCCUGUUACUGUUCUUUCCAUAUUUCAGGAACUUGGCACUGAUAUGAACCUUUAUGCUUUGGUCUUCGGGGAAUCUGUCUUAAAUGAUGCUAUGGCAAUAUCUUUGUACAGAACAAUGUCUAUUGUAAGGAGUAAUGAUCCAUCUGGGCAAAACAUCUUUAUGGUGAUUGUUAGGUUUCUUGAGACUUUUGUUGGCUCUAUGUCUGCAGGUGUUGGAGUUGGAUUUACUUCUGCUCUUCUCUUUAAGUAUGCUGGAUUAGAUAUUGACAAUCUUCAAAACAUGGAGUGCUGUCUUUUUGUUCUUUUUCCUUAUUUCUCGUACAUGCUUGCGGAAGGUCUCAGCCUUUCCGGUAUUGUGUCAAUAUUGUUCACUGGAAUGGUGAUGAAGCACUACACAUACUCAAAUUUAUCAGAAAAUUCCCAACGUUUUGUAUCCGACUUUUUUCACUUAAUAUCAUCACUGGCUGAGACUUUCAUAUUUAUAUACAUGGGUUUUGAUAUUGCCAUGGAAAAGCACAGCUGGUCGCAUGUGGGGUUUAUCUUUUUCUCAAUUUUAUUUAUUGCAGUUGCAAGGGCUGCCAAUGUCUUUUCUUGCGCGUAUCUGGUCAAUUUGGUUCGUCCUUCACAUAGGCAAAUACCUUUACAGCACCAAAAAGCACUUUGCUACAGUGGACUUCGAGGGGCAAUGGCUUUUGCUCUUGCUCUGCAAUCUGUUCAUGAUCUUCAGGAUGGACAUGGUCAGAUUAUUUUCACUGCAACAACCGCCAUAGUUGUUUUGACGGUAUUGCUAAUUGGAGGUUCAACAGGUACAAUGCUAGAAGCUCUGCAAGUUGUGGGGGAUGGUCAUGAUGCCCACUUAGGAGAAGGCUUUGAUGGUAAUAAUGGAUAUAUUCCUACAGCUUGUGAUGAAGAUGGAACACCGGGGAACAAGAUAAGGAUGAAACUGAGAGAGUUCCACAAAAGUGCGGCAUCAUUCUCUGAAUUAGAUAGGAAUUACCUCACCCCAUUCUUCACAAGCCAGAAUGGAGAUGAUUAUGAUGAAAAGGAUGACCCGAUGCCCAGUUCUAGAAGUGGGGGAUUCCGAGGACAAUAGCUAAUCCUACAAGACAAGCAGAUGAUGACACAUAAGCUGGUACAUGGAACUAACUUUACAAAAUACUUUACAAUGGAUUUCAAUGCACUGCGUGUCCGGUUUGGGGGAUGUACAUAUAAUUAAAGAUCGCCUCGUAUCCGUCCUACAUUAUAGGGUAGUACUUUGUUAUAUAACGAAAUUUUUGUUAUGAAGAUGGAUCUAUGGCAUGCAUUGUGUUGUAUCGGUGCCAUUAUUUUCCGUGAUGUCGGUGAGGGAUUACGGUUAUAACAUGGUGUGAUUGUUCCGGAGUUGGGGAGUUACGUAGGAGAUAAUAGAUGUUAACAGUGAUUCUCGUGUUGAUGAAAAGAUGGAAAUUCAUUGUGUGACUUGUAAACUAACUCGGUGUUCGAGAUAUGGUAGGAAGUGUUUUUCUUAGAAAUAGAAACAUAUGAUUUGAUGAUUUAUUGUCUACUCUGUAUCUGCAUGUUAUAUAUGCAACUUAA